GGCCCGCCCUCUCGGCUUCCUUGAUCCGGCGGCGGCGUCUGCCGCAGUCCUUCCUAAAGCAAUGGCGGCGGGCGGCAGCGAUCCGCGGGCUGGCGACGUAGAAGAAGACGCCUCUCAGCUCAUCUUUCCCAAAGAGUUUGAAACAGCUGAGACACUCCUAAACUCUGAAGUUCACAUGCUUCUGGAGCAUCGAAAGCAACAGAAUGAGAGUGCAGAAGAUGAGCAGGAACUUUCAGAGGUUUUCAUGAAAACCCUUAACUAUACAGCCCGUUUCAGUCGUUUCAAAAACAGAGAGACCAUUGCCAGUGUUCGUAGCUUGCUUCUCCAGAAAAAGCUACAUAAGUUUGAGUUGGCCUGUUUAGCCAAUCUUUGUCCAGAGACUGCUGAGGAGUCCAAAGCUCUGAUUCCAAGCCUGGAAGGGCGUUUUGAAGAUGAGGAACUGCAGCAGAUUCUCGAUGAUAUCCAGACCAAGCGCAGCUUCCAGUACUGAUGUCCAGACACCUGGUCCUGAAACAGCUCCAGAACAGCACCACAUCUCCGUCAGCAUCACACAGGAGUGAUGGACAUUUGGACUGCUUUUGUA
This is a messenger RNA of Peromyscus eremicus (cactus mouse), 583 nucleotides long. It is a transcript of the gene Polr2d, whose product is annotated as RNA polymerase II subunit D. Gene Ontology annotation, cellular component: RNA polymerase II, core complex; P-body. The transcript has 4 exons. Gene Ontology annotation, biological process: positive regulation of translational initiation; nuclear-transcribed mRNA catabolic process, deadenylation-dependent decay; mRNA export from nucleus in response to heat stress. The record is from RefSeq and is a predicted model, not a curated record. NCBI's taxonomy places the organism in Eukaryota, Metazoa, Chordata, Mammalia, Rodentia, Cricetidae. Gene Ontology annotation, molecular function: translation initiation factor binding; nucleotide binding. Bases 62 to 490 code for a protein of 142 amino acids.